CUUGCAGGACACAGAACUAAUCCAAUUUUCCUGGUGUUAAUCCCUGAACCCGCACACUCAAGCUUCUUGUCCUUCUCCUUGGUUCAUUGGUGCCGCAUUGACAGUCCCACAUUAAUUUUGAUAGCAAACUAGUCAUCUGUUGAUACCUCUAGAGCCUUUAGGAACAGCGCGGUGGUGCGGGCCAAGCCCGGAGCGGCGGUUCUAGCGGGCUGAGCAGCCAUGGCAGCAGCAGCUCAACGUGCUCGCAACCAGCGGUUGCCGCCGGAGGUUAACAGGGCUCUAUUCGUUCGCAACCUUCCAUUUAACAUCUCUUCGGAUGAGAUGUAUGACAUCUUCGGCAAGUAUGGCCCCAUCCGUCAGAUCCGAAUUGGUACAACCAAGGAGGCGCGCGGUACCGCAUACGUCGUGUAUGAGGACAUCUACGAUGCGAAGACGGCGUGCGACCAUCUGUCAGGCUUCAACGUGGCAAACCGCUACCUGAUUGUACUGUACUUCAACCCAGUCCGGCAUAACAAGAAGGUGAGCACAAAGGAGCAAGAGGAGCAGCUGCAGAAGAUGCAGAACAAGUACGGCGUGGACGGGCAACAGCACUCGAAAGGCGGCAAAUGAUAGGUUAUGUGACGGUGGUGCUAUUCGUGCCUGACGUGCUGGGUUCCCUUUUAAUGCACUGCGCGGUCAACAGUCGGCUGUGACUUUGAUUGCUUGGGCGUUGGGAAUGUUGAAAGAUGGUGCCUGGGUUUGGCAUACGAGGACGCAUGGAUGCAACGGACAUCGGCGUGUUUCAAAUAUUGUUGACGACGCGUAGCGGUGCGCAUGAAAUUUCAAGUUAGCGGAAGGCCCCGACUGAUGGCACCGGGGCUUCCUUGAUGCGGCAUGUGCAUUGCCCGCGCAGCGAGUUGAGGCAGGAAUGUGUUGGUCGCCGUACUGCGCGAGGCUGUGUCUUGGUGAGCAGGGAUGCCCCUGUUGGCGAGCGUGUGAUGGCGAGGAGGACGCGAGGUCUGAGCAGGCAGAUCCAGGCAUGCAACUGGCGCCAACUUCCGUAAGUAGUUCGGGGCCUUGACUUUGUGCUGAUGAGUCAUGAGCAAAGCUGGAAUGGAGAAGCAAUGUAAGCAUGCUGCAGU
This is a messenger RNA of Chlamydomonas reinhardtii, 1121 nucleotides long. RefSeq lists its product as uncharacterized. Lineage: Eukaryota; Viridiplantae; Chlorophyta; Chlorophyceae; Chlamydomonadales; Chlamydomonadaceae. The record is from RefSeq and is a predicted model, not a curated record. Gene Ontology annotation, molecular function: RNA binding. Gene Ontology annotation, biological process: mRNA splicing, via spliceosome. The transcript has 4 exons. Gene Ontology annotation, cellular component: precatalytic spliceosome; catalytic step 2 spliceosome; U2 snRNP. Bases 220 to 609 code for a protein of 129 amino acids.